Molecule: messenger RNA, 1582 nt
Organism: Drosophila simulans
Lineage: Eukaryota; Metazoa; Arthropoda; Insecta; Diptera; Drosophilidae
Product: phenoloxidase-activating factor 2
Exons: 2
Coding region: 452-1510 (352 amino acids)
Biological process (GO): proteolysis
Molecular function (GO): serine-type endopeptidase activity
Source: RefSeq, a predicted model, not a curated record
UUUCGUUCCUUUAAAAACUUUUUCCAGUGUCUAGUUCUUAUCAACAUCUAAAGCUCUUAAAAACAUAAGCUUUAAAAUUAAGAAGGCUUGUGUUUAAAUCUGAGACCACCAGUCUUUUCUAUACUGCGCUUGCGAGCACUACAAGAUUCAGUUCUCUACAACUCAAAGUGAAUCAAAAUUCCUUAAAAUUAAAGUUGGAAACGAGGUAUUUAUGAACAAGGACACGAUCUAAGAGCCCAAAAUCGUAUAAACCUAUUAUAAUUAUAAAGUUAGAUAAAGGCAAUUUUAUUAUUGAACAAAAUAAAUAGGUAUUCUUUCUUGGAAUAUAUGCAACUAAUUGAACAACGUCACUAAUUUCGGAAAAAAUGAUUCAUUUCCAUUUUAGUGAUAAGACUUCAGGCAAAUUAUUGUCACACGAAAUUCUAUUAUUGAACAAAAUAAAAAGAUAAAAAUGAACGGAUUCUUAAGACUUUUGGUCUUAAUUUGUGCUGUUUCAAAACUGAGCGCCCAAAUAUUAAAUGAUUCUGAAGAAGAGGAAAAUGUGAGAAGGAACCUUUUAAAAGUUUUUGGUGAAAGUCCAAAAAGUGUGCACGAUUCUACAAAUUGCCAGUGUGUGCCUUAUAACCAAUGUGAUCCAGCAUUGUAUCGUAUUUUGGAUAUUCAAGAGAUCCACUGUCCAUAUAUGAGGAUACUAUGUUGUCCCUUCAAUAAAUCCCGUUCAAUCUCGAGCACAAAGCCAAGACGAGGCUGUGGAAUUCGCAAUGUCGGUGGUUUAAACAAUAUCCAAUAUGGCAUUGAGUAUAAAUCCGAAUUUGGCGAAUUUCCCUGGACAGUGGCUGUCCUGAAUUCCGGUAACUAUUCCUUUGCAGGCACACUUAUUCAUCCGCGGGUGGUUUUGACCGCCGCCCACAGAGUUCAAAAUUGGGGAAUCUAUACGGUUCGUGCUGGGAUAUUGGACUUAAAAUCCAAUUUUAAGUUUCUACAUGCUCAAGAGAUAAGGGUGCUAAAAAUUAUAGAGCAUCCCACAUUCAGUCCAGUCAGCUUUCAGAAUGAUGCGGCACUUCUAAUCCUCGAGCAAUCGUUCGAACUGAACGAUCAUAUCAAUGUGAUAUGUCUACCUGACCAAGGAGCUGCUCCAGCACCCACCUCAGUGUGCUAUGCCAAUGGAUGGGGCAAGAAUGAAUACGAUGACUCGGUCGGAUACUCAACCAGGAUGAAACGGAUUCCACUGAACAUUUGUAUCGAUCGAUUUGGACAGCCGAUUUACCUGCACACAUCCUUCCUAUGCGCUGCAGGCCUGCGAAGCCAGUAUUUAGGCGAUGGCGAUGGUGGUGGACCGCUGGCCUGUCCCCUUGAAAAUCCCCGGGAAAAUCGCUACCAGCUUAGUGGCAUUUUGUCGUCAAAAUUCGUCAACUUGGUAGGGCUCGUGUCCGACGUAUCCUCGAUGCGAAAUUGGAUUGACCAGGAAAUGACUGCCAAUAAUUUUGAUAUAUCUUACUAUACCGCCUGAUUAAGCCAAUUACAAAAAUAUUUAACUGUUUAAAUAAAUAUAUAAGCAAAACAUAGAUGUUCUUUUUGUAGU